Heterocephalus glaber (naked mole-rat) is the source of this 5613-nucleotide messenger RNA. RefSeq names its product Zic family zinc finger 4 (gene Zic4). Lineage: Eukaryota; Metazoa; Chordata; Mammalia; Rodentia; Bathyergidae. Gene Ontology annotation, molecular function: RNA polymerase II cis-regulatory region sequence-specific DNA binding; DNA-binding transcription factor activity, RNA polymerase II-specific. Gene Ontology annotation, cellular component: nucleus. The record is from RefSeq and is a predicted model, not a curated record. Gene Ontology annotation, biological process: regulation of transcription by RNA polymerase II.
GACUGGGCUUUCUUUCUCUCGGAUGUGAGAGCUGCAACCAGUUCUCUGGGGAGCAGGCCGCAGCCUCUAGGAUUCUGACCGCCACGCUAGACCCAGGGGCACUGGAAGUUAGGGGCAAGUAAAAAGGAAAUAGAGUUGGGCUGUGAACCGAGGAGUCAGCACUACUUCGAAAGCUGAGCUCGAAAGUUUGGGGUUGACUAAUGCCCCACAGGGACAGCUGGGAGUCUGCGAAGUCUUAAACAUGGGGAGGAGGCAUUGGAGGGCUAAGUCUCCGCCGGCAAGCGUCGCCUGCAAGAAAUUCCUUUUGGAUUACCAGGUCAUAUUUCUCCUACCUUUCCGACAGUAUUGGCCUGGUAGCGACCCCGCCGCUGCACCGGUUUCCCUCCUCUAUCUCAGGCGCCUGCAUUUGGGGAACCUGUAGGUGACCCACUGAUAGAAACUUUACCCUGGACACCUAGAGGUUGCCCAGCCCUCAGCACCGAGCUCCUGGAAAUCCGAGCUCCUCCCUCUAGACACCUGGAGAAAGAGAACAGGUCUUCCGCAAAACCCAGUCUCCCAGCUCAACUUCCGGGAGCUUCAGGGCUCCAAAGAGGGUAGCCAGAGAGGUGCAGAGUGCAGCUGGCGAAGGGAGACAGCAGACAGCGGCCAGGCGCAGGUUUCCUCUUUGGCUCCGUAGCUCUCAGCCGGCCUCUAGGGCUGUUGCUCAGCGCCCGCUGGGGCUGAGCUGUAAGGAAGAGCCAGGCAUGGUGGCAAAGGCGUGCCUGCACUUAAACCAGAGUCCGGAGGCUCAGGAACUGAAACCACUAGCUGCGGUUGACCUCUGACCUUGGGCAGGCCUGUGGCAACUAGGUCGGCCCCACUACGUGUGGCCUCUCCCGCCCUAAAUAGUCCCUUUUGCACCUCCUACUGCCCUACUUUUUUGGCUCUCCUCCGGCACUAUUACCCACUGAGGGUCCCUGACACCCUUUCCUCUUCUCAAGGUUUAGGGUGGAAGGCAGGUUCCAGUGUGACCGCAGGAUGUGCUCCCAAAUUAUUUGGUGCCUGGCCGGCUGAUGUAGGAAGACCCAGUCAGGAGCAAGCAUUUGAGGAAAAUCAAACCUAGCCAUGCUCCAGGCUCCUAUAUCCUGGGGACCUUAGGUCUAGGGGCCCAGGAGUUCUCAAGCUUUAUCACUCCUUCUAACUGAGCCAGAUGACUAGCUUGCUAAGUGGUGUCAGAAUUAGAACCAAAAGAGAUGUUUACCGGGUUCUCUGCAUAGGCCAGGUAACUGAGCUGCUUCAAGCUUCUCAAGGCCUCUGUUACUUGCCCUUGUCCGACCUCUGCAACACUUAUUUGCACACCUAUAGAACAGUCUGUAAUGCUCAAAGGGCUGACAAGACCUGGUGCAGAAGGGACCCAGACCUAUUAAAAGUUGGGCUGGGGCAGAAGUGGGUAGACAGAGGUCUUUUGGGAACCUCACACCCAUUUCCCUCAGAAGCAAAAAAGUAAAUUCUAUUAUUGCCAACCAACCAGGGUUUGUCCAUGCCAGAUACCCUGCCACGAGGAAAUUUCAGACCGAGGACACCCAGCAUGCUGCCUUUCUGUAAGAAUGCAAAGUUGGGUCUCCUUUCUUUCCUGAUCUGUGCUGGAAGGAGUAUUACUUUGGGGAAAGAACUGAAACUAAAUAAAAUCCUCUGGGAAAAGGCUCAAAAUCAGAAAAUGAGAUACAAGACCUCAUUGGUGAUGAGGAAACGAUUGAGGCUUUACCGAAACACCCUGAAAGAGUCGAGUAGCAUCUCCGGACACCAUGGCCCCCAGCUCUCCGCCGCUUCCAGCCCUUCGGUGUACCCAGGCCUUCAUGAGCAGCCUCACCAGGCCUCCCACAGCCGUCCUCUGAACGGACUGCUGCGUCUGGGGCUCCCUGGAGACAUGUACGCCAGGCCUGAGCCCUUUGCGCCAGGGCCCACGGCCCACAGCGACGCCUUGGGAGCUGCCGCAGCCCUGCACGGCUACGGCGGCAUGAACCUGACCGUGAACCUCGCCGCGCCCCACGGCCCUGGCGCCUUCUUCCGAUACAUGCGCCAGCCCAUCAAACAGGAGCUCAUCUGCAAGUGGCUGGCGGCCGAUGGCCCUGUGCCCCCACGCCUCUGCUCCAAAACUUUCAGCACCAUGCACGAGCUUGUCACGCACGUCACCGUGGAGCACGUCGGCGGCCCGGAGCAGGCCAACCACAUUUGCUUCUGGGAGGAGUGUCUGCGACAGGGCAAGCCCUUCAAAGCCAAAUACAAACUUGUAAAUCACAUCCGCGUGCACACGGGCGAGAAGCCCUUCCCUUGUCCUUUCCCGGGGUGUGGGAAGGUGUUUGCUAGAUCAGAAAAUCUCAAAAUACACAAACGAACUCACACAGGCGAGAAGCCCUUCAGGUGUGAAUUCGAGGGCUGUGAGCGGCGCUUCGCCAACAGCAGCGACCGCAAGAAGCAUUCGCACGUGCACACGAGCGACAAGCCAUACACGUGCAAGGUGCGCGGCUGCGACAAGUGCUACACGCACCCCAGCUCUCUGCGUAAGCACAUGAAGGUGCAUGGUCGCUCCCCGCCGCCCGGCUCUGGCUACGACUCAGCUACCCCGUCUGCCCUCUUGUCGCCCUCGUCGGACUGCGGCCAUGAGCCCCUGGUGGCCUCCUCAGGGGCGGUGGUGGUGCGUGGCACGGACCUGAGCGAAUGAUGUCCACCGCGUCGUUCGCAAGGUAAUCUCACCCUGCGCAGCUGAGCUCCUGCAUCUCGUGCCUACGACAUCAAAGGGCCCCGCGCACAAAGCAGUGUUUCUUCGCCACGGUGCAUCUUCAUGGUAAGUUAGGAUUUCUAUGGCAAUGGGCAAGUCGCACUGAAAUCCUGAAAGGCCGAGCCUGGAGCCCGUCCAGGCUUUUCAUUAAGGACAUAAUAUUUACGUCUAACAGGCCUUUUUUCUUGUGUAUACAAGUAUAUAUUUUUGUUUGACGCGGACUAAAUCAUUUUCAUUUAAUUUCCGGUAAACAAAACCCACGCGAAUGGGCACUUGUUCCCGAUCAUAAUAAAAAUGGAUAAUAAUGUGAAGGAAGAAAAGGGCCGCUUGAAUCGCUGCACAGCCCUCUUUGUUUCUGCUUUCUGCGGUGAUCAGAGGGCGCAUUUGGGUUUGAUGGCGAGUUUCUAAAGGCGAGGAAAUGGUUUGUAAGAGGGGAAAGAAAAGGAGAAAGGUCUAAUCAAGCUCGGGUUGUUCAAAGAGUUGGGUUUUGGGGUUGAAAGUGUGAGUUUGACGGUGCAUCAGCAUGCCGCGUUAGGCUCGCCAUGGAAAUGCGCGCGGGGAGCGGCCCCUUCAAAGGCGGCACACUUCACUGCAGACACUCUAUUAAGAUACAUUUGCGCUGACCUUUGCUUUCACUCCAUUUAAUACUGUCACUGUGCUCUCCAGUAUAUACUUCCUCUCUAGGACCUGCCUCGCCCACGUUUAGGGGUUCACCUGCACCCUGAUGUAGGGGGCUUUGUCGCCUGGGACUCUUUCAGGAAAGAGAGGAGCCGGACUCCGUGCAUCUUGACUGUGCCCCAAAGAGGCUCCAGGGUCAGGAGUAAAUGACUUUAGAGCAACGUCUGAAGCUUAACAAAUGAAAGCCCCUAGUUCAGUUUUUGCAUAAGGCCCCUCAGCAUCUCCAGCAGGAUGUAGGUUUGAAUUUGAGCGGAACUAUGGGAAAGAGGGCCAUCCUGAGCCAGUUCCAGGGAGUUCAGACUAUGCCCUAGGGACAUUUCCACUCUGGCUCUCAGGGCAGGGGAUUUAGCUCAGUGGUUCUGGUGCUUGCCUUGCAAGAACUAGGUCCCAAGUUCGAUCCCCGGGUACCCAAAAACAACAACAACAAAACACAAAACACUCUGGCUCUCAGCUCUACCCUGCUGCCCCUCCAUCCCUGAAAUCUCUUGCAGACCCCUAAACAUCUUUCUCCCCAGGGUGGGGGUGUAGUAUCCUUAGGCCUUGGCUGGUCCUGGGCACAAACUCAAAAGCCCAAGGCCAAGGGGAUGGGGAAGAUGGCAGGAAAGUUAGAAGUCCAUGUUCUCUUAAUUGUCUUGUUGUUUAUUUUAUCCAAGUACCCCAGUGAAUAGGGGAAAAAUAAACACAGUGGAAAAAAAAUCAAACAGUGGAGUCUUCUUUAGUGGCAGUCCUUGUGAUUGAAUAAAAAGGAUGGUCCGCUUUCUAUUGAGCUGAGAAAUCUUUGAAGUGGGAGUUAUUAUCUGAGACAUUCCUUCUUGUCGUCCUAACAACGCUGAUGAAACGUAAAGGGUUCUUUGUCAGCGAUUUGUUCUCCUCUCUGUCAAACUCCCUCUGGCCCGUUAGUUUCAAACCGUUUCUAAAGAGAUAAAAUCAAACUUCUUUUUAAAAAAUAUCUACACACUACACCAAUAGACAACUUUAAGCAUAAGUCUUGCUAAGGGAAAAACAAAAGCACUGCCUAACCCUCAGGGUCAGGACCUGGUGAAGUGUGCAGAUGUUGGGGCGGGGGGCUCUUCACCAGUUGUGGGACUUGGAGAAAAGAGGGCAGAGGGUGCAGGCAGAGGAUAUGUACCCCAAGGCCACAGUUGUGUGCCUGCUGCUUUCUGCUCUGACCUGCAUGCCCUCAGCCCAGGUUGGGUCACCUGGAUGAGCUUCCUUUGGAAACCACUCAGGUUCUGGAUAUUCUUGCCUGAGAUUCUGGAAAGCUAAGGUUUUAACCAAGCAAUUUUUACCAUCUCCUGUUCCUUCAAAGGCACCUCUGCUAAAAAUAAGUCCAUUGUGCUUCUUCCCACUAGCUGCAGUUAGCAAAUCCUUUUUGCCAUUAACCAAAAAGGACAGUGGCUUGAGGGAGUGAAACGUUUUAAUAAUUUUUUGUUUUCUCCACAAUCUUGACAAUGGGAGCUCAGAAGGUUUGGUCUAUAGGAUAGUGACCAAAAAGUGCAUGCAAAUGUCCAUUCUCCUUUUAUCAACUUGUGCAAUUCUACAUUUUAUAUUGUACCCAGAAAGAAACUUUCAUCCUCUGCAAAUUUUCUCAACCUCCUCUUGUAGAUUUAAAGGUGGUUUAAAUAAACACCCCACCCUGUGUGUGCUGACUAAAUGAUUUGUAAAGAAGUUUCCCCAAGCUGUAACCCAUGCUGUUAUUAUAGUUGCUGCAAAAUGUUGUCUCUUAUAUUGAUUUUCUUUGUUUACUGGAGGUCUCCAUAUGUUUGUUUAUAUCGCUAAUUUAUGAGAAAAUGUAAUGAUUGCAAUGAAUGUGAAUUAUACAGACAGGCAAACAUUUUGUAAUGAUAAUUCACAUACACACAUGCAUACAAAAGCCUGAGUGAAACCUUAGACUAUUUGGUACCUUCUCUAUCCACACUGUUUGUGAUUUAUCAUUUGUCCUCUUAAUAACAGUUAAAUUACGAACUAACUUGAAAGAGAAAAGUUGUUAUGUAUUUGACUGAAAGUGAUUGUUGAAUGAAAAAGGUGAAAGUCUAGACUUAAUCUUCUUGGAGUAUGUAAAUGUAAAUGAAAUAAAAACCUGUGAUUCUUUUUCCCUCCAAAGGACUUUGUGUACAUGCAGCUGCAUUCAGCUAUUUUACUUGGAAAUAAAUGAUGUGUUUGUUUUCUCUUUUGAA